GCUUCCAGACCCAUUCCUGUUCCUGAGCCGUCCACAGAGGCCCCGUCUGUGUUACCAGAGACCCAGACAGAGGUAGUGGACCCGGAUUCCAUGCCUACCACUGAAACAGCCACAGCACCUCCAGUCCCAGGCCCGGAACUGGAACAGCAACCAGCACCAGCGAUUGCAACCCCAUCUUCAAACUCAACGCCAGUGGGCGCCAGCGAGCCAGAACUGGCAGAAGCAAAAGACAGCCAUACCCAAAAGGCUCAGCCAGAGCCUGAAAUACCCUCAGGUGCACCAGCGGAGAGCGGUUCACCAGCAACGGAAACAACCCCAUCACCUACAUCGCUUCCAGAGGGACCAAGCCCAAGUCCACAGUCUGAGGAAGAACUGGUGACCCCAGCCUCAAGGGAACAGUUCCAGACUGAGCAGGAAGCAGAUGACAGCCUUCAGAAAGCUUGGGCGGCGGCACGGAGCACCCCACCGCCUCUCAGCUCUUCUAAUCGAUCCCAGUUUGUUAUAGACCAAGGACUUUUAUACAAGGAAAUUCUUUCUGGUGGACACCGGGAAGAAUGGCAGCCGCAAAAACAGUUGGUGGUUCCAACUAAGUACCGGGGGAAGCUCUUAAGCUUAGCCCAUGAUCAUCCCAGUGGCCAUGCUGGGGUGAACAGAACCAAGGACCGGUUGGGGAAGUCCUUCCACUCGGAGGGGAUGGGCAAGGACGUUGCCAAGUAUGUCCGGUCUUGUGAGGUAUGCCAAAGAGUGGGAAAGCCUCAAGACCAGGUCAACCAGCACCAAGCAGAGCCUGGCCACAGAGCAGCACUACAGCCGUGGCUACAGCAGGUGCCCUAUAUGCCUGAGCUGCUCAGGGAUGAAAAAGCAUGUGGGCUCCUGGCUGCUGAACAACCUGCUCCACAUCUCACCCUCUCCUGCUCCCAGAGUAGCCUGCUCACAACAGAAACCAAGACCAGCCCCCAACUGGCCUGGCACCCACUGUCCCUAAUGUGGAAAGCCUGA
Gopherus flavomarginatus (Mexican gopher tortoise) is the source of this 999-nucleotide messenger RNA. RefSeq lists its product as uncharacterized. The transcript is spliced from 2 exons. The coding region runs from base 91 to 999 and encodes 302 amino acids. Lineage: Eukaryota; Metazoa; Chordata; Testudines; Testudinidae. The record is from RefSeq and is a predicted model, not a curated record.